UCCCCCGACUUUUUCCUGCAUCUUCGCUAUCUGCUCGUUGUACCCUACACCAACUGCAUCAAGCAUUUCGUUUUGUGCUUCCUCUUCACGGACCAUGGCCUGCGACUCUACAUGUUGCGCGCCGCCCAAAGCCCUUCCUGCCGUCGUGCGCACACCAAACCCGGCUCUACCCAACAUCGAUAUAGGCGACUCUGCUGUUCCUUGUGGCCAAGACACAUCCUCCCAGUCCCAGCCGAAUGACAUGGCGAACGACUGCCAUGAUAGCUCAGCCAAGUGCACCCCAAAAAAGAACGGCUGUUACUCUUCCAAGUCUGUCGACGUCGAAGCCUACGACCUGAAGCGCCCCAGCUGCUGCGAAGGGAAACUGUCCCCAUGCUGUGACUCCUCCUGCAUCGACCGACUUGCUCUCCGCGAGUGUGCUACUGAGAGUGAGUCUCCAUCGCCUCGUCCUCCGCAAUCCGCCACUAACCCCUGCAUACUGUAGAUGACAAGAUAGGCGAUGCACCCUCAGAUUGCACCCGUGGAAAUAGCAGAACGCCGUGUGGACAACAUGUCCGUAGUGCCUGGGAUAAAUAUCAGUUCACACUGGAAGCGAUAG
Molecule: messenger RNA, 598 nt
Organism: Alternaria rosae
Lineage: Eukaryota; Fungi; Ascomycota; Dothideomycetes; Pleosporales; Pleosporaceae
Exons: 1
Coding region: 95-484 (129 amino acids)
Source: RefSeq, a predicted model, not a curated record